AUGAGGUUCUCGUUUUCAUUCUCCCUUGCAGCCGCAAGCCUCCCUCUCUCACUUUGCGCUACUAUCUACGUCUCUCCCACUGGAUCAGAUAGUGGUACCGGUACUAUCACUGCUCCUCUGAAGUCCAUCCAGUCAGCGAUCAAUCUCGCUACUGCUGGAUCAACAAUUUAUCUUCGAGCGGGAACAUAUGGUUUGACAACAAAUAUCCAGUUCACCAAAAGUGGAACUGCAUCAGCCCCCUACACCAUUUCUGCGUACGAAUCCGAGAAAGUCAUAAUCGAUGGAGAGGCUCUACCUUCGUAGGUAUUCCAAUAGAAAUCCAAUAGUCCGAAACAUAGUACUGAGCAAUGCAAAGAACCCCUGGUGAACUUGACUCUUCGAUCCCAAGCAAGAACCGAGGGAUUUUCCAUAUCGAAAAGGCACAUUACUGGAAUUUCAUCGGUCUCGAAUUGAUCAAUGGCCCUUAUGGUAUUUAUCAUGCCGAUUCUUCCAACAACUAUUAUGAGCGGGUCGUCACUCGGGAUAAUUACGAGACCGGUUUCCAAAUGCAAGGGGCUUCCGCUCAAAAUACGAUUCUCUAUCUCGACUCUUAUGGCAACCGAGAUCCACGAAAAAAUGGGGAGUCCGCUGAUGGGUUUGCAUGUAAAGAAGGAAGUGGUGAAGGCAAUAUUCUUCGUGGAGCAAGACUUUGGAACAAUGUGGAUGACGGGUUGGAUCUUUGGGAGUUUAAGUCCGGCGUUACGAUUGAGGAUACACUCUCUUGGGGAAAUGGGGUCAAUCGGUAUGUCCAUAAAUAAUCUUCUGGGAUUUUCGAAUCUAACAAAAUGCCUUUAGUUGGGGAUUCAGCGAGUUUGAAGGAGACGGAAAUGGCUUCAAACUCGGAGGUGGUAAUAAAGGUGACAUAGGCCCAGCAAACCAUAUCAUCACCAACUGUGUCGCAUUUGAGAACGCAGCUGGCGGAUUCGUUGACAACUCUCAAACCGGAGCUUUCACACUCACAGGCAACACUGCAUACAACAACACCAAAACCGGGUUUUCGUUCAAGACUGCAACUGCAACUCUCAAGCAAAACAUUGCGGUUGCAAAUGCCCAGGCAGACGAGUCCCUGAGUUCAGCUCAAAAAGACAGCAGAAAUUCGUGGAACUCGGGUACUUGGUCGGCAAGUAGUUUCAAGAGUCUGGAUAAGACAACAGCUAUCGGUGCUCGAGAUCCAUCCGGCAAGAUUGUGGGGAGUGAUUUCUUGGUGCCUGCUUCUGGUGCUGAUAUGGGAGCUUCUACAUAC
Messenger RNA from Hymenoscyphus albidus, 1282 nucleotides. NCBI's taxonomy places the organism in Eukaryota, Fungi, Ascomycota, Leotiomycetes, Helotiales, Helotiaceae. The record is from the annotation of a GenBank genome assembly.